CGCCAACGGUAAGGAGUUUCUGUUGCAGAGAGAUGGAAGACUGCAUGGAAAAUGUGCCCCCGGUUAUUUCUGCUCAGCUGGGAGCUCUGAACCAACUCCACAGGCCUGCAGGAAUUCCUCAAGUCUGUUCCACAGGGGACAUCUUGGUGCAGGGCUGUGCCCAAUGGGAUUUUAUUGUCCAGAGGGCAGUGACUCACCAAUACCAUGCCCAGCCAAUACUUUAGGGGCAUCCUUGGGUGCCAGGCGGAGAGAGGACUGUUGGCCUUGCCCUCCAGGACACUGCUGCAAAGCAGGUGACCCAGUGACCUAUCCUUGUCCUCCUGGUUAUUACUGCCCUGGAGGGAAGGAAUUUGAAGGCAGGGGCCCUCAAGAAUGUCCUGAGAACACGUAUCAGGCAGAACUAGGGGCCUGGAGCCAGAGAGAAUGCCAGCCAUGCCCACCAGGAUAUGACUGCCCAACCCCUGGCCUGUCAUCUUAUGAAGACCACCUCUGCCCUCCAGGGCACUGGUGCCCAGGAAAGCAAAGGGCCUUGCUCUGCCCUCCAGGUACCUUUAGGACCCAGCUGGGUGCCACAUCAUGGGAAGAGUGUGAGCCCUGCCCUCCAGGCCUUUACUGCCCUGACCCAUUGCUGACCGGCCUGGUCAAUGUCCAUGGCAUUCCUUGCAGACCUGGCUAUGAGUGCCCUCGAGGCUCCAUGAGUGAGACCUUGUGCAGAGCUGGUUCCUUCUGUGGUCCCCAGACUGGUAUUCCCCCCAUGUGUCCCGGGGGCUAUGCUUGUCCAGAAGGAUCUUCCACCUACCGCACAGUUGAGCAGCUUGUAAGCUCCAAGUGUUCAAGGAAUGUACUCAUGCUUCUGUUCCACUUUCCCGGCAGCAAGGAUUACCCUUCGGGGCAUUACUGCCCCAACAUGACCUCUGCCCUCAGGCUUUGCCCUGCUGCCACACACAGACGCUCCAGGGGGGCCCAGCGACCUGAGGACUGUUCCCCAUGUCCUAAGGGCACCUAUGGGCUGCGCCCCAGCAUGACGUCCUGUUUACCCUGUGGCAGUUCCUCCUCCUCCCAGCCAGGGGCCUCCAGCUGCACCAGCCAGGGCUUGAACCGAGCCUUUCAGGAGUCAGAUGGUUCCUGCAUCUGUCAUGCUGGUUACGUUUACUAUGAUCAGAGGAGCCAGGAGAGCCAAGACAGCAACAGUGACCAGGACUGUCAUCCCCAGACUAAUGCCUUCCUGUGCCACUAUGAUGACCUGACAUCCUGCACCUGCAUUAGCCUGCCUCCCCGCGCCCAGUGCCCUGACCCUCGAAUGUCAUUUUCCUGAGGACCAAUGCCUUCUGGCACCCUGUGCCACUAUGAUGACCUGGCGCCUGGUGCCUGCAUCAGCCUGACGCCCUGCGCCCUGGAUCUGGUACCCUGCGCCUGGAGAAAAAUCCCAACCUGUCUAUAUUGUUAAAUGGACCAAAUUACUCACUUGUGUCUAACAUACCUUUCGCCAGGCAGUUUAAUGAUGGAAGCUCAUUUCAGUCAAACAGCCACAGUCAUUCUCUCUCUGAACUCCAAAUAGAUUUCAAAAGGACUCUUAUCUCGGCGGUUGCACUUGAGGGUCGCUGAGAGAUGGACCGCUUCGGACCGUCGUCGAGCGUUGUCAUCCGAGUCACGGCAACCAAAUUAUGGUGGAAGAGAAACUUUUCAGACUCUGAGUUGUGUUUAGAAAAAGUUGCUCUCCCUCGAUUAACCGGCAUCAGAGCCCAUAAAGGUGUCACAGAAAGCGAAGAAGCUGACCGAGUGACCGAGGCGACCGAGCCACCGGCCCCCACGUCCCCAGGAAUCCAGCAGAAUUGCCUCCACACAACCUCAUCUUCCGAUCCAGCGUGCGGAGAGGCUUCGGCUGCGUUCUCAGGGUCUCCCCACAUCCGGGGGCCUCCUUGGGCCGGGGUCUCCCGCCCCCACGGAGGGACCUCCUAAUGGGUUGGCGACCGGACAAGUGGCAUCCAUCCUGAACCCAGCGCUCCCGGUUUGGCGUCCAUGGUCUUCCCUGGAAAGAAAAUCACCAAAUGGGUCUUGGGAAGAAAGUUGCCGUAGGAGUGAUGACAAGGAAUGAUACUACUGGCCUCCAAAGAGAUGCUUAUUCUAGGGAUCCAGCACUGAUCUGGGGUUCUAGAAAAGAAGCUAAGUAACUUUUGACUGACACAGAGCCAAGAAAAGAGACCAUCAUUUCCUCCCCAUCCUGAUACGUGUGUCAUACAACACCAAAGAAU
Messenger RNA from Tachyglossus aculeatus (Australian echidna), 2252 nucleotides. RefSeq names its product multiple epidermal growth factor-like domains protein 11. The transcript is spliced from 13 exons. The record is from RefSeq and is a predicted model, not a curated record. NCBI's taxonomy places the organism in Eukaryota, Metazoa, Chordata, Mammalia, Monotremata, Tachyglossidae. Bases 164 to 1315 code for a protein of 383 amino acids.